AUGGCAUCCAUCGCCCGCUACAGCCUCAUCUUCUACGCACCGCCCGCCGCCGUCGAGGCCUGCAAGGCCGCCAUCUUUGCCGCCAGCGCCGGCCGCUACCCCGGCCCGGGCAACUACACCGAGUGCUGCUGGUCCGCGACCGGCACCGGCCAGUUCCGCCCCGGCGACACGGCCAGCCCGCACCUCGGCCGCGUCGGCGCCCUCGAGCAGACGCCCGAGGUGCGUGUCGAGACGCUGUGCCUCGGGCUGGACGUGGCCAGGAAGGCUGUCGCCGCGCUCAAGGGGUAUGAAUUUGCCCGCCCUGUCUGCCCAUCUCGUCUGACUGCACUCUGUUGGUACCGUGGCCAUUGA
Molecule: messenger RNA, 351 nt
Organism: Metarhizium robertsii ARSEF 23
Lineage: Eukaryota; Fungi; Ascomycota; Sordariomycetes; Hypocreales; Clavicipitaceae
Product: structural toxin protein RtxA
Exons: 1
Coding region: 1-351 (116 amino acids)
Source: RefSeq, a predicted model, not a curated record